AUUCAUUCAUAUCACCCUGCCCCAGCCUACUCCAAUCAGUGAGAACCUACCUAGCUCCGCCGCCACCCGCCGCUCUACUCACCAACAACCCACCCUUCCUUCUCAUAUCAACAAACACAUCACCAAAGAACAAGAAGCAUCCACGAUGUUCGCCGACGCGGGCUUCGGCUUCUCGGCCUACUCGCCGCCGGGCUACUCGCCGGCCUUCACCCACCCGGACUUCUCCUCCACCUUCACCACCUCGCAACCUACUGCCGCUGCUCCUGCCCUCAUGUCUCCCCUUCCUCUUCUGCCUACCGGGCAAGACGACGCCAUCUACGCGCACCUCGGAGACAUGGGGCAGCCAUCCUUGAUAUCGGAGUACGACCUCGGAGGGGAAGGGGACCUGUUCAAGGCUCCCGAGCCCAUCAUCGACGAGCCGCCACUGCUCGGCCUCGACGACCCGGUCGCGGCCGCCAUCUCCAUGAUGUCCAACAACGCAAUGGACUCAAUGGACGACACGAUCAAGGCCUCGUCCAUGGGCCUCAGCGAGGUGCUGUACGAGUGCGAGAAGGAGCUCAUGGAGAAGUCGGCGAUCGAGGAGACCAUCUCUGAGCUGCUCGACGUCAAGAUCCCCAUGCUGCAGGUCGAAGAUGUAGUCACUGCUGGAGACCAUGUCCGAGCAUCAGCUGCUAGUGAGUGCUCGCUGCAGAAGAGUGUCAGCUCUGGGUGCCUCAACUCCGCGGAAUGGAUGAACGGGUCGGUGAGGCCCAACUUCCUGGACUUCCAGGGGCUCGACUUCGAGGCGGCGUUCGGGCUCAGGAGGGCUUACAGCGAGGGAGACAUCCAGAAUCUUGGUGCCAAUACCCCUAGGCCCGGGAAUUCAGGAAAUGUUGAGAGGCUUGUGACCAUCAGUGACCUGAAAACAGAGGAAAGGAAGCAGAAGCUCUCCAGGUACAGGAAGAAGAAGAUCAAGAGAAACUUUGGCAGAAAGAUCAAGUACGCCUGCAGGAAGGCUCUGGCAGACAGCCAGCCAAGGGUGCGAGGGCGGUUCGCUAAGAUGGAUGACGGCGACAUGCUCAAGCCCAGGAAGUAGCAAGUAGAUAAUGGAAGGCCGCUGCAAAGCCAAGCCUGCAAGGAAGAAGGAAGACAAGACUGCAUGCAAGGGGAUUAAGCCGCUGCCGAGCUGCCAGCAAGCUCGGUGGCUUCUAGAAGCUUCUAGGAGACCUUCUAGGAUGGCUGCCGUGCUGCGCUGCUGCCCGUCGGAAUUAAUUUUAGUUCGCUUCAUCGAUCCGCUCCGUCGGGCGGCGUGCAUUUUCUAUUUCCCCUGUAAUAAUAUGAUGAUCCUUUUGGCUGCAAGAGAGUGGAGAGCAGCUCCUCUAGCUAGCUAGGCUCCUCUGGUGUACAAAGGGUUUGAAGAUGGUAAUAAUAAUAAAACUCAGCUCCUCUCUUGCCAGCCAUGUAAUAAUCUUAAUAGUCUUAUUAAUCUUAGUAAUAGUUUUAUUAUGAUUGCUAA
Molecule: messenger RNA, 1495 nt
Organism: Lolium rigidum
Lineage: Eukaryota; Viridiplantae; Streptophyta; Magnoliopsida; Poales; Poaceae
Exons: 4
Coding region: 146-1075 (309 amino acids)
Biological process (GO): regulation of flower development
Cellular component (GO): nucleus
Molecular function (GO): protein binding
Source: RefSeq, a predicted model, not a curated record